CAGAAAUCCUGAAACUAUACAAGAAUCUUAUGUUGUAUUCUAAGACCCUGACAUUCACUGAUCCGGCGUACUUUAGACGGAGGGUGGCCACGGAAUUUCGUAAUAAUAAAACUUUAACUAAAGAUAAAGAUAUCACGUUUGCCUACCAGAAAGGAGAAGCUCUGUUGCAUCGAGGUGCUGUGGUGUAAAAUGCUGCUCAAUCCAUUGUGCCGUUUGCACGCGGGUGUUGUGUCCCGUGUGCAUGUGGCAUUCAAACACACUAUAGACUAUUCCAAGGUCCCUAAAAUCAAUGAAAGUGAUUUGUCAGAGCAGUUUGUUAGAGGUAGCGGACCUGGUGGCUCCGCUGUCAACAAGAAUGCAAAUUGUGUUGUUCUUACACAUAUUCCUACAGGUCAUGUAGUAAAAUGCCACACAAGUAGAUGUCAAGAUGAAAAUAGGAAAAGAGCUCGCGAGAUGCUAGUUGCAAAGUUAGAUGAAGAGCUGAACGGAGAAGACAGUGUGGCAGCACAGAAGAGAAAAUUAGAAAGCAAUAAGUAUAAAAAAACAGAAUAUAAGAAAAAGAAGAUGGCACAGUUAAAGAGUGAGUGGAAGAAACGGGAAGGCUUGGCCUAAAGCCCUAGAAACUGGAUUGUAAUAUCUGCUUGUUCCAAAGAUAAACUCUGCUUAUUAGAUUUAAAAAUUCUAUGUACUUAAAUUGUUUACGUCUGGUUGGAUUGAAAAUGAGAAAACUCACUAUGGCUUUUACCAUCCUAGGUGGUAUUUGUGAUGGCAUGUUGUGCUACAGGUUUAGUACAAGUACUUUUUAUGCAUUAUUAAAGUAUGUUGAGGUUGUUGUUUUGAUGUACCAUUUGUAUCUAUGAUUAUUACAAAACUACUGGAUUUUCCCCUUUCCACUCUCUUUAUUAUCAAUAAAAUGCCAUACAAUAGUAA
This is a messenger RNA of Spodoptera frugiperda (fall armyworm), 930 nucleotides long. RefSeq names its product mitochondrial translation release factor in rescue. The coding region runs from base 190 to 612 and encodes 140 amino acids. Lineage: Eukaryota; Metazoa; Arthropoda; Insecta; Lepidoptera; Noctuidae. The record is from RefSeq and is a predicted model, not a curated record. The transcript has 4 exons. Gene Ontology annotation, biological process: translational termination. Gene Ontology annotation, molecular function: translation release factor activity. Gene Ontology annotation, cellular component: mitochondrion.